This is a messenger RNA of Homo sapiens (human), 17573 nucleotides long. RefSeq names its product dehydrogenase/reductase 3 (gene DHRS3). Bases 16415 to 17143 code for a protein of 242 amino acids. Gene Ontology annotation, molecular function: all-trans-retinol dehydrogenase (NAD+) activity; all-trans-retinol dehydrogenase (NADP+) activity. NCBI's taxonomy places the organism in Eukaryota, Metazoa, Chordata, Mammalia, Primates, Hominidae. The record is from RefSeq and is a predicted model, not a curated record. The transcript has 6 exons. Gene Ontology annotation, cellular component: membrane.
AGGGUGUGCGCACUCCUGGGUAGAGCUGGGAGCCGCCUGCUAGCUGGCGCCUCGUAUUUUCCUUGGCAACCCGCUACCCAGCCCCAACCUGGGCGGCUGCAGCUCUGAAGACACGAGAGAGGGUACUUGGUUUGGGUUUGAAAAGGGAAGAGCGGUCUUGUAUGCAGUAGUCUGGCCGGACCGACACUGAGAGGCCCAGGUGUUUGGAAAGCAGGAAAGAGGAGGCCAGGGUAAGCAGCUACUGAUAAAGAGCCCUUGUUCUCACCUUCAACCCUGUCCCCUCCCCCCCAGUACACCCCCCAGGGAUCCCUCCCCAUUUAGCUGGAAGGUGGUGCUGCAAGGAGGGUCCUGCCCACCAAACACGGCCUUUAACUUUUUGGUGGUCCUGGCACCCCUUGCUCCAGGUUUUGGAGACCUGGUGCCAGAGUGGGGAGAGUGGGCAGGCUGUCACCCAACUCCCAGCCCAGGCCAGGCUGACUCACGCGGUGACCAGAGCCAUCAGGAGAGGGAGGCAGGCCAGGCUGUCUCCAGCCAGCCCUGUGAAGAGGAAGAGCGAAAACAGGGAAUUAGUUUGAAACUUAAACUGUUGUGAACUAGGGGGGUGAAAGGGCCGCAAAGCCAGCUGAUCUGACAUGGAGCCGCAUACCUUGGGGAUUAAGUAAAUAUGUACUGUAGAAAACCAAACCUGCAUGUAAUUCCAGGUUGCUUUUGUUUUGUUAAAUACUGCCCUGAGAUUUACAAUUCCUCCGGGGUGGCUCUGACUGGGACUGAACUUUGGAGCCUGAACUAUCAGCCAAAGCCGAUCCGAUUAACUCUUCCCUAGCCGGGCUGGCCGGAGCCUGUGGUGGCCAAGCUAGCAGGGGUCUGGCUGUCCAGGACUCCCUCUUCUCCUUGGGUGGUUUGGACAGCCGCUUGACCUUGCAUUUGGAGGGGGAGUUGGGAAGCGUUUUUAACCCUUGGACACAACGAAUAAGGGGAAGUCAGAGUUGUUCUCAGCAGUUUCAUUUCCUUGAGGCGAUGCCCCAUAAAAGGGCUCCUGAAGCUCUUUGUGAAGGGGACUGAAAAGGGCAGAUGAGGGUGUCCUUUGGGGCGGACGUGGGGUUUGGGACAAUUGCAUGUGAUUGUCAUUCUUUAGCUGUCUGCAUCCCACAGAAACUUUUUUCUGAGUCUUCCAGCUGGCCCAAGUCCUGGGUCUCUUUUACUGUUCUUGUAGCUGACUACAGUAGGCAGAUGAGGAACUCUUAGUCAAUCUGGAAAAACUCGACUGACUAUAAACAAUCCUAAAUUGAAAGAAGUGUAUGGCAUUGGGGGGUGGGUGUGAUAGUACAGAGUGGAGCCUGCAAGUUCACGCACCGGGAACCAAACCCCACCUAACUUGGACUGGACGUCCUCUUCCAGGGAAUCCAGCCAGGGCCAAUUAGAAAUGUGUCUUAAAUUGGUGUCAGGGUCACCAAAAACAAAAACAGGAUCCAUGGGGGCCUGUGAAACUUCGAGUGCCAUUCAUGCUCGGUUCAGUCAUCUGACUUGUCAGGAUGACCAGCAGUGCUCCCUGUAACUCGCCAUUAUCUGACCAAUUACUGGAGCUACUUUAUAAUGAGGCUUCUGGAGCUACUUUAUAAUGAGGCUUCUGGAGCUACUUUAUAAUGAGGCUUCUGUUUGCUGUCAUGGUGGGGAGUUUGGAAUUGUGGCUUCUUGCCUAACACCAAUGAGAGGACUUUGGGACAAACCCCCAGAGCCAGGAGUGUUUUGAGGCCUAGUGGGGUUGGGAACAAAGGGUCAAGUGUCGAGGGAGUGGGGAAAUUAUGGGUUGGGGACAGGUGUGAACAGUGGGCUUGGGGGUGGCCCAAGAGUACUAGACCAGAGAGGUCCAGUGCCACCCGCAGCCUGCAGUGAUACUAGACAGGGGGCGGCUGUGUGGAACCACAGAUGACAUCCCUUCUCCUCUUGAUGGAAGUGGAGGCUGCAUCUGAGAGCUUCCCAGCCUAGAUUCUGGUGGCUGCAUCUGAGAGCUUCCCAGCCUAGAUUCUGGUGGGACUGGAUCUGGGAGGGGGAAGACCCCAAAAAGCAAAAAAAAAAAAAAAAAAAAAGUGUACCAGAGUCUCUGCAAAGAGCUGACGUGUCCAGGAGUUAUCUGUUUAUUUGGGAAGGAGGGAGAGAGUUGACAACCCAGUUUCCCAUAAUGACCUUGAGUUAAAUAGGAUUUGGCAAUAUUUGUGGGUGGUGGUGAGCCUUAGGGUGCAAAGGUGGCCCAAAUAAGCGAGGGUUUUUUUUUUUUUAAAGGCACACUAAGGCUGUAAGAAUUUGAAAGCUCCGGACACAUCUCUCCUUACCCACAGUGCACUGUGGCAAACUGAGGCAGGGCCAGUCAUGGUUAGGGUUUCUAGGCGUAAAGGUCUUGCUUUUUAAUUUUCUUUGCCCUCCUAGAAUUCCUUCCACAAAAGCAUUCACAAACCUUAAACUUAUUCCCCUUCCCUCCAAGGGAACUAACUUCUGGCUAGUGGUCAGCCCCGGCUCCAGUCUUUGAGUUUGACAUGGUGUUAGCAGGAGCCCCUGAGAGGAGAAGUGGACCGUUCAUUUAGAAGUAUUUGUAGGGACCAUCCCCGCCUUUGGUCUGGUAUCCAGCAAGUGGCUGGACGAAAGUCUUGGGCCAUGAUUGCAAACCUUGGGAGGUGGGGCAACAUACGUGGGCCUAAUACCACGUCAGGAACUCCAGGACCUUGGCUGGGAGCAGUGGCUCAUGCCUGUAAUCCCAGCACUUUGGGAGGCUGAGGCAGGCGGAUCACUUGAGGUCAGGAGUUCGAGACCAGCCUGGCCAACAUGGUGACUCCCCAUCUCGACUAAAAAUACAAAAAAUUAUCCAGGCCUGGUGGUAAGCGCCCGUAAUCCCAGCUACUCGGGAGGCUGAGGCAGGAGAAGUGCUUGAACCCAGGAGGUAGAGGUUGCAGUGAGCCUAGAUCACGCCAUUGCACUCCAGCCUGGGCGACAGAGCAAAACUCUGUCUCAAAAACAAACAAACAAACAAAAAAACUCAAUUCCCACUUCCGAGAGGUAGUCUGAGGGGAGGUAUUUCAGGAAGGUAGUAUGGGAACUGGCUUGGAGUUCUGUCUUGCUGUCAGUGAAUUUACAGCAUGUGGGUAGAUAGCCCUGUUCCUACAGCACCCAGCCAGGAACUAGCACUGUGAGUAGAUUUAUGAACCCCAUUCUCCAGCACUUCCAUUCAGCAAGUCCUGUGUCCUUCCCAUCCCUAGCCCUGGGGCCAGCCCAAGCUUAUAAGUCCCUUGACACCAUCUCUGAGAGACCUAGCUUAGCAAACCUACCUGGGGUAUCUGUUCGGUGUUUGGCACAGCUCUGGGCCUGUAAGAAAAUGUAGCAAAGAUGAAUAAAGACCUAGAGUGUGGCCAGGUGCUUACAGUGAAGGCACAAGUCACCAUCUGUAUGUGCUUCCUGUGGUUACCAUGACCAAUUAGGACAAACUUGACGGCUUACUACAACAAAAUGUAUUCUCUUGUGGUUCUGGAGGCCAGAAGUCUGAAAUCAAGGCAUCAGCAGGGUUCUGGGUUCCUCUCCACUCAAAAGACUACGGGAAGAUCCUUCGUCAUCUCUUCCAGCUCCUGGUGGCUCCUGAUGCUCCUUGGCUUAUGGAAGCAUGGCUCCAGUCUCUCCUUUCAUCAUCCCAUGGCCUUCCUUGCUGUGUGUGUCUACGUCCCGUCAUCUCCUUUUUUUUUUUUUGAAACAGAGUUUUGCUCUUAUUGCCCAGGCUGGAGUGCAAUGGCGUGAUCUUGGCUCACUGCAACCUCCGCCUCCCAGAUUCAAGCGAUUCUCCUGUCUCAGCCUUCCGAGUAGCUGGGAUUACAGGCGUGCGUGCCACCAUGCCCAACUCAUUUUGUAUUUUUAGUAGAGAUGGGGUUUCUCCAUGUUGGUCAGGCUGGUCUCGAACUCCCAACCUCAGGUGAUCCACCUGCCUCAGCCUCCCGAAGUGCUCGGAUUACAGGUGUGAGCCACCGUGCCCACCCCCAUCAUCUUCUUAUAAGGACACUAGUUAUUGGAUUCAGGGCACACACUAAAUCCAAUGUGAUUGCAUCUCAAGAUCCUUAACUAGUUAUAGCUCCAAAAACUCUCUUUCCAAAUGAGGUGACAUUCUGAAGUUCUGGAUGGGCGUGAAGUUUGGGAGAUGCUACACAGUGGAAGCACAGAGGAGCAGUUAAUUUAUAGCAGGUGCUCAUGAAAGGUUUCAUGAAGGAAGGAGCAUUCGACUGAGCCUUGAAGAAGGUCAAGUGUUUCAACCAGAAGGGGUGUGACAAGGGAAAUCUAGGUACAAGAAACCACCUGAUCAAAAGCUCUACCUGGCUGGAAUUGCGGGAGGGAAGAGGAAAGGGAAGCAAGAAAACAUUGUAUUGUGGGAUAGGGAGGUAAGCAGGGAGUUUACACCUCAGACUCUGAGUCAGGUCAGUACUGGUGAGAAUAGAAAAAAAGAGAAAGAGAAGAGAAGGGUCCAGACAGGUCAUCUGUGGGUCCCUAGAGUCAUCAGGCCAAAACAGCUGCACUAACCAAUUUACAGGGAGAGAGCAGUGGCCCAUCUCUCCCAUCCUCACUCUGUGCAGCCUGAAAGCAGGCAGGUAGGCUACCUGUCCUACCUGUGACAUCUGGAAGUGUUUCUGCUUAGAGCAUCGGUCACAACUGACCUUACAAAUGAGCCUGUCUCAUGAAUAAACAAACAUCUCCUUCUUACUCCCCCAGGCCCUUCCCUUGGGGGAACAAAGGUGUCUACCUCUGGGACCACGCCCCCCUGCAGUCUUGCUCACUUGUGCAGGAGGCCAGAGACUGAGCUUUUAUUUAUUUAUUUAUUUAUUUAUUUUAAAAAUAGAGACGGGAGUCUCCCUAUGUUGCUUAGGUUAGUCUCGAACUCUUGGGCUCAAGCAAUCCUUCCUUCUUGACCUUCCAAAGUGCUGGGAUUACAGGUAUGAGCUUCCACACCCAGCCAAGACUGGGUUCUUGACCCUGGAAAAGUUACUACCUUCUCCAGGUUGCAGCUGAGAAGCACACCUAUAAAAUGAGAGGGGUUACAAUGAUCCCUAAGAUCCCGGCACGCUCAAAAAUUCUCGUCUUACACAUCAGUCAACCCAAGAAAGCAACGGAUUGCCAGGCUUCCCUGAAUUGCAAGCAGGAGACUUCCAGGUGAAGAAAGCAUUUGUCCCCAUCACUGAUCUCAGCCUUUGCUAGUCAUCAGAUGCCACCAAAUGAAAAAGAAGCAACUCAGAGUUGGAAGAUGUGCUGUGCCCCAGCUCCGCAGAGCCCCACACCCAUUCAAAACUCCCUCAACAGGUAGCUGUCUGCCAUGGAUUUAUUUCAGCUCUUGCAGAAGACGUUAGUAUUUCCAAACUGUCGCUUCUAAAGGAAUAAGGGACCCAAAUUCCCUGACUAGCAUGUCAAACAAAAUUUCCUGGUUUUUUUCUUCUAAAUUCACCAACUUUUCUAUUUGGGCUUUCAGGAAUGCCUCCUCCAUCUAGCAAUACUGACUCUGAGUCAAGUUCAUUUUCAGUGCACCCAGCCCUUCUGCUAAUUCUCAUUUCGACUUCAAGCUCUUCUGAGCUUCCAUCUUUUCAGAUGAAGCGCACUUGUUUAUGGCUGCACAGAUCCCUUCCAAGCCCUUCUGAUCUCUGUAUCUUUGCAGUUACUUUCUCUGGUUCAUUUCCAUCUUGGUAUUUGCCGAGGCCGUCUGCCUUGAGAAAGUGAUCUCGGCUGUAUUUAUGAGGUGUCCUUUCUAACCAGGAAGUGUAUCUGGUUGUCACAAUCGCUGUAACAAAAGCCCUUGUCUUAACCUGCCACUACCAGCGAUAUCCUACCACAGUUUUGAGCAUCAGUGCGGGAUGGGUCCCACACCCUACACGUUCUCCCUUAUCCUUGGACAAAAGCAUGAACACACCCAGAAUUUUAUAAGGCUGUGCUCACCGUUGUCUUCAGGAGACACAAUCCAAAAAUAUAAGUCCAUAAGAUACUUGAAACAUUUCAAACAUAUUAUUCAGAUGAACCACGAGGAUUACGAAACCAUUGAAGCCCAUUGGAAAUGAGAAAAGUGAGUCUAUUUAGACACUAGCAUGCCCAAAUGUGUGCUCAUUGCUGUGGCACCCCUGAAAUGAGUGAGAUCUUAGAAUCUGAAAAUGAGCACAUGCCUAGAUUCUCAACAAGAAAGUGCCGGGUUAGCAAAUGAAUGAAUGGUUGGUGGGAACUCAUUCAUUUAUUCACUUAUUCAUACAUUCAGCACAUUUACUGAGCACCUACUAUAUGCCAGGCACUGUUCUGGGCACUGAAGGCAUGCAGGGAGCAAAGCAGAUGAAAAUCCCCACCCAUGUAGUGAGAGCUGGCAUUUUAGUAAGAGAGACAGAUAAAAAGCAAGAUCAGUAGAACAGUACAUUCUCAUGCCUGUAAUCCCAGCACUUUAGGAGGCUAAGGCAGGCGGAACACUUGAGGUCAGGAGUUCAAGACCAGCUUGACCCAACAUGGUGAAACCCUCCUUCUCUACUAAUAAUACAAAAAAAAAAAAAAAAUUGCUGGGCAUGGUAGAGCGCACUUAUAAUCCCAGCUACUUGGGAGUCUGAGGCACGAGAAUUGCUUGAACCUGGGAGGCGGAGGUUGCAGUGAGCAGAGAUCAUGCCACUGCACUCCAGCCUGAGCAACAGUGGGAGACUCUGUCUCAAAAAAUAAAUAAAUAAAUAAAACAGAACAUUGAAUUGUCAUUAUAAGCAAUGAGGAGAAAACCAAUGAGGCAAGAAGGAUGGGAAUGCGAGGGCCUGAGAUUCUAGGUAGGGUAUAAGGAAGGCCACACUGAGAAGGAGACACGAGGAAAGACCUGAAGGAGGCGAGGGCAUGGUGGGAAGGGAGCAGUAGCAUUCCAGGAAGAGGACAGGGCAAGGGCUCUGAGGAGAGAGUGGAGUGUCUGAGGACCAAGAGGUGGCCAGUGUGGCUGAAGCAGUGAGUGAGUGGGGAGGAAGAACUGAGGGAGACAGGUUCCCAUGUAGGACAGGUAGACCUAGCUGGCCCCACGACUCAAGCAUCAUGCCCUCACCCAAGCCUUAGCAGGAUCCCCUGGCUGCUGUGACAGGCAGGUGGUGGAGGUGUCAGGCCAGGGGUGGGGGACCUGCUAGGAGGCCGCCAGGUUUCCAUGCCUCCUCCAAAAAUAUCACCCAGACUUGCUUCGCCACCUUCUUUGAGAGCUUCCCAGAGCUCAGGGAAUGCUGUCAGCAUUGCACUAGAGUUUUGGAGGAUGCUGAGGGCCUCCUCUGAUAUCUUUUACUGUCAAGAUGGAAGUGUCUGGGCUGAGGGUAAUGGAGAAUCUAGGCAGUCCGGGGUGCCACUGUUGGAGGGGGUGGGAGGCAGCUGGCACCCAGCCCUCAGGGCUCUGCUGGGCAGCCCUGCUCCCAGCCAGAUCCUGAUCUUUCUUGCUGGUAACUUAGGUGAGGAAGUGACAACCAGCUUCAGGGUGACACGGCUCUGAGGAAUCGUGACUAUGUUGGCUCUGUUCAUUGAUUCAGCAAACUAGGCCUUGGAGAUGCGGCAGGGAACCUCAUAAACAAGGUUCUCUCCUUGUGACACUUAGUGUUCUUGGAGUGACCACCAUCCCCAGACUGAAAAAUCUCCUAACACUGUGGAAGGAUGAGUUGGCACCAACAAGCAGGCUUCUAAUGGCAGUAGUGCUUAACCCCUCUGAAUAAAAUCAGAUAAUUGUGCUGGUGCUUAGAAUGAAGGAGAUGCUUUUCAGUCCUACUUUGUCAAACGACUUCUGGGGUAUUGUGUCCAUGUGGGCCAGCACUUUGACAGGGCCCUUGACCAACUGGAAGGUAUCCAGGGAGCAGGCUGGGUGACAAGGGCUAGAAGCCAUGACUUAGGUUGGGUGGCAAAUCCAUGGGAGUAUAGUUGACUGCUUAAGAGGCAAGAGAGGGUAUCAGCUGCAUUCCAGUACCACAGAGGCAUGGGACCUGUUCUAGAUGGUUCUGGAGGCCCAUGCUAGGCCCGUGGGGAGGGCUCGAAAAUGCAGACCUGGGCCCUGCAAGAGGAACACCUUCCUGCCCUUUGGAACAGGUUGCUCUUUAAGCAAACAUGGUGUCGAGAUUUCUGCACUGGGGGAGGUUAGGUUCUGGACAACCUCCUAGGUCCCUUCUACCCUUUGAUUCUGUGAGUCAUUGUCAUGAAGUCAGUGAGGGCAAUGACACAGGCAGGGGCAGGGGCAGGGGGCAGGAGGAAAAGAGGACACCAGCAUCGAUCAACCAACACUUGAAAAUUAAAAGAAGGCAGCCCUUCUCAGCAUGACUUCAGCAGGAUCCUCCAGCAGUGAUGUCAUUCCUUUGUCCAGGCUUUCCAGGGUGCUGGGGAGCAGGGAGGAGGCAAGAGGGUGCAGGGUGGGCACAGACUCACAUCCUUCACUCAGGCUUAGAUUCCUGUGGCUUCUGAACUGGAUGCUGAUGGCUUCCUUGCGUUCCUAGUAAUAUUCAUGACCGUGGUACUCUACAUGUCUGUGGUACCAUACACGAUUGGUAAUAUACGUGACUGUGGUAAUAUACAAGGGGACUUCAAAAAGGUGGUGGAAAAUGGAAUUAAAGGAUGAAAAUAAAAAAUAUAGGCCAGGCACAGUGGCUCACUCCUGUAUUCCCAGCACUGUGGGAGGCCGAGGCGGGCAGAUCACUUGACGUCAGGAGUUCGAGACCAGCCUGUCCAACGGGAUGAGACCCCAUCUCUACUAAAAAUACAAAAAUUAUCUGGCAUGGUGGUGCAUGCCUGGGAUCCCAGCUACUCGGGAGACUGAGGCAGGAGAAUCACUUGAACCUGGGAGGUGGAGUUUGCAGUGAGUGGAGAUCGCACCACUGCACUUCAGCCUGGGCAACAGAGCAAGACUGCGUCUUUCUCCCUCUCUCCAUAUAUACACACACACACACAUACACACACACACAUAUACACAAAUAUAUAUAUUUUAUUUCUCAACAUAAACUUCAUCAAGUUACAAGACACUUUUGUAAGCGAUGAUACCAGCCAUCUAGUCCAUCCCUAAAUAACUGAGGGUCCUGAGAGUUCAGCCAUGUCAAUACAGUCUUUUUUUUUACAUCAUUAGCUGAAGAGAAAUGGAUGCCCUUUGUCUUAGUCCUUUCUCACAUUGCUAUAGAGAAAUAUUAGAGACUGAGUAAUUUAUAAAGGAAAGAAGUUUAAUUGACUCACAGUUACACAUGGCUGAGGAGGCCUCAGGAAACUUACCAUCAUGGCAGAAGGAGAAGGGGAAGCAAGGCACCUUCUUCACAAGGCAGCAGGAAGGAGAAUGAACUUAGAAGGAACUACCGAACACUUAUAAAACCAUCAGAUCACGUGAGAGCUCCCUCACUAUCAUGAGAACAGCAUAGAGGAAACUACUCCCAUGAUCCAAUUACGGCCACCUCAUCUCUCCCUUGGCAGAUGGGGAUUAUGGGGAUUAUAAUUCAAGAUGAGAUUUGGGUGGGGACACAAUGCUUAACUGUAUCACCCUUUAAAGAUUUUUUAAGAUUAAGAAACAAAAGGAAGUUAGAAACAGCCAAAUCAGGACUGUAAAGUGGAUGCCUAAUGAUUUCCCAUCAAAACCCUCACAAAAUUGUCCUUGUUUGAUGAGAGGAAUGAAUGCGAACCUUGUCUUAGUGGAGCAGGACCAUCUGGUGAGGCUUUCCUGGGUGUUUUUCUGUUAAAGUUUUGGCUAACUUUCUCAAAACACUCUCAUUAUAAGCAGAUAUUAUUGUUCUUGUCCCUCCAGAAACUUAACAAGCAAAAUGCCUUGAACAUCCCAAAAAAACUAUUGCCAUGACCUUUGCUCUUGGUCGGUCUGCUUUUGCUUUGACUGGGCCAUGUCCACCUCUUGGUAGCCAUUGCUUUGAUUGUGCUUUGUCUUCAGGAUUGUAGUGGUUAAUGCUUCAUCCUCUCUUACAGUUCUUUGAAGAAAUGCUUCAAGAUCUUGAUCCCACUUGUUUAAAAUUUUUGUUGAAAGCAGCUGGGCACGGUGGCUCACACCUGUAAUCCCAGCACUUUGGGAGGCUGAGGCGGGCGGAUCACCUGGUCGGGAGUUCAAGACCAGCCUGACCAACAUGGAGAAACCCCAUCUCUACUAAAAAUACAAAAAAAAAAAAUUAGCUUGGCAUGGUGGCACAUGCCUGUAAUCUCAGCUACUCGGGAGGCUGAGGCAGGAGAAUCGCUUGAACCCGGGAGGCGGAGGUUGCCGUGAGCCAAGAUCACGUCAUUGCACUCCAGCCUGGACAACAAGAGUGAAACUCGGUCUCAAAAAAAUAAAUAAAUAAAAUAAAAUAAAAUAAAAUUUUCAUUGAAAGCUUUGCUCUCAUCUGCACCUGAUCUGGAUGCAGUGGUUUUGGUGCCCAUCAAGUGGAAAGUUUGUUCAACUUUAAUUUUUCAGUCAGAAUUGUGUAUGCUGAACCAAUGGAGAUGUCUAUGGUAUUGGCUUUUUUUUUUUUUUUUUUGCUGUUAAUUGUCAGUCCUCUUCAGUUAGAGCACAAACAAGAUGAAUUUUUUCUUUCUAAUUUGAUGUGGAUGGUCUGGCACUUCAGGCUUUAUCUUCAACAUCAUCUCAUCCCUUCUUAACAAGUUAUCCAUUUAUUAACUACUGCUGAUUUCUAUUUUUUUUUUUUUUUUUUUGAGACAGAGUCUCACUCUGUCGCCAGGCUGGAGUGCAGUGACAUGAUCUCAGCUCACUGCAACCUCCGCCUCCUGGGUUCAAGCAAUUCUCCUGCCUCAGCCUCCCAAGUAGCUGGGACUACAGGCGCACGUCACCAUGCUGGCUAAUUUUUGUAUUUUUAGUAGAGACGGGAUUUCACCAUGUUGGCCAGGAUGAUCUCAGUCUCUUGACCUUGUGAUCCGCCUGCCUCGGCCUCCCAAAGUGCUGGGAUUACAGGUGUGAGGCACCGCACCUAGCCAACUGCUGAUUUCUUUAGGGCAUUGUCCCCAUAAACUUUUCAUAAAGUAUCAGUGAUUUCACCGUUCUUCCAUCUAAGCAAGCUUCACUGUAAAUUUGAUGUUUGUUCUUGCUUCAGUUUUAGGAGAAUUUAUGUUGCUCUGAUAGGAGUUCUUUUCAAACUGAUGUCUUAUCCUUCUUAGUGCCUCAAACUAGAUCCCAUUUAGUCAUGUUAUAACAAGUUAGUUAUUUUGGGGCAAAAAAAAUCUCAAAUAUAUGCCUAGUUUUUUCGUAAUACGCAUUUUCCUUGAACUUUUUGAAGACCCUUUGUACAUGAUUGUGGUAAAAGCAUGAAUGUAGGAAUAUACAUGGCACUAUUACUAUACAUGGUACUGUUAAUAUACAUGGGAAUAUACAUGGCACUAUUAAUAUACAGGGUGCUAUUAAUGACUAUGGUACUGUACAGGACAUGGUAUUGUACAUGACUAUGGUAAUAUACAAGAUAGAUACUGUAUAUGACCUUGGUAAUAUACAAGAUGGAUACUCUACAAGACCAUAUUAAUAUGCAAGAAUGAUACUGUACAUGACCAUGGUAAUAUACAAGAUUGAUACUGUACAUAACCGUGGUAAUAUACAAGACCUAUACUGUACAUGACCAUGGUAAUAUACAUGGCUGUGGCACUGUACAUGACUGUGACAAUGUGUGUGACGAUGGUAACACACGUGACUUGGUACUCUACAUGACUGCACAGUGCUUUUGCACAUUCAUUGUCUUCCUUGACCUUUUUUUUUUUUUUUUUUUGAGAUGGAGUUUUGCCAGUCGCGCAGGCUGGAGUGCAGUGGCACGAUCUCGGUUCAUUGCAACCUCCACCUCCUCCCGGGUUCAAACGAUUCUCCUGCCUCCGCCUCCCAGGUUCAAGUAAUUCUCCUGCCUCAGCCUCCCAAGUAGCUGGGAUUACAGGCAUGCGCCACCCCAGCUAAUUUUUGUAUUUUUAAUAUAGAUGGGGUUUCACCAUGUUGGCCAGGAUGGUCUCGAUCUCUUGACCUUGUGAUCCACCCGCCUCAGCCUCCCAAAGUGCGGGGAUUACAGGCGUGAGCCACCGCACCCGGCCAGCAGCACGCAUUUCUGAGAUCCAGGUGAAGUGGCCGUCCUGGGACACGUCGCUGAGGGCAGAUUCUGAACCCAGGUUUCCCAGCUUCAACACUCCAUCUUUUCCCACUGCAACAAAUAAUCUCAGCCUGGCCUGGCCUGCCUCAUUCAGGGUCAUGGAGAGGUCAAGAGACAAGCUGUUAAGUAAUGGGGCUUAGUACACAGAGGGUUCUGGAGAGAGCGGUGAUAAGCAGUGAAUGAGUCAACAGGAUGCGGGCAGGGAUGUAGUGAAAUCCGCUUUUACACAAACAUCAUUUAGAGCACUGAGUAGCAGUAUUUGCAUACAAUGAAUGGGAGACUUGCCAAAGGAAUAAAAUAGUCCUCAGUUAUCAGGGUUUCUUUUAAAGAGUAAACUGACAAGCAGGGUAAUAGCACAGUUGAAUUUCUUUCAUUUGACAACCAGUGUGACAUCUUAACAUGCAGAGACCCAGCUGCAGAGGAGAGAGUGAGUGACAGCUCCCUCCAGUUAAGCCCGAGGUCACUGAGCUCUGCGUGGCCUGAGAGCUUUGAUCACUGUAAAUUAAGGGAAAUCUUAGAAGACUUCUCGAAGGAGGUGGCAACUGAGGGGGUUGCAGGAACUCUCCAUUUUUCUGCUGGUUGUAGAGCCCUUCAAGGGUCUGAAGAAAAUAUGAACUCUAUCCCAGGAAGAAGGUGCAACUGAAAGUUUUGUACUUUUAAGGGGUCAUGUACCCCUGUCGCCUAUCCCAGACUCUGGGUUAAGAAGGCUUGGACUAGAUACAAUCAAAACCCAUCCAAGUCCUACAGGCUCAGAUGCAGGCUCAGGGCGAGAGCUCGUGUGAGAGGCAGGGAACGCCCUGGUAUCCUGUGACACUGAAGCCAGGGCAAGCUCAGGGUGGAGAGUACAGAUGUGUGGCUUGGUGCUUAAGGCCACCAAUGGUCAGCCUGGUGAAGGCCACUGGGCCCCAGCCUUUCUUACCUCAUUGGCCAUCCCUACUUCAAGGAAUGUGGCCUUAAAUCCUCUUUUCAGCAGCCUUUCGGGGAUUUUGAUGAGUGAAGCGUAUGAUGAUCUUGUCCACACUGAAACAGCCUCCUAGGGAACACGGUCUCCUGUCUGCGUCCCACCUCCCCCAACCACUUCUACCAGCCUCCAAGCCCCGCGGUCCCCAUGCGGACCUCAGCGCCAGCUGAGGUUCAAGGUCCAGGUUUUCAAACUGGGUUCCGGAGCACCCUAGAGGCCCCAAGAAGGUAGGGCCACGUGGGAGAUGGAGCAGGGAGGGUUCUGAGGGACCCCUCCUUCCUGCGGACCAGAUCAGUGUUGUCACUUCUGUUUUGUGGCUUACAAUUCCAUGUUAAGAUUUUGGUGUGCAUUUUGAAAGAAAGUCAUUGUUUUAAAGAAAGGAAAAAAAUAAGGCUUGAAAAUGAUGCUUCAAGGAAAUGACUCAGCCCGCUCCCUCUCCUCGAUGGACCCUUCUUGGAUUUGCUGGAUGUCCCCUCUUUAAUGACACCUCCACCUUUGGCUCUUUACUCCAAGGUGCUGUGGCUUCUGGACCAAAUGCCCUCUAGUUCGCUUGGGCUUUUGCCCCUCAGGAGAGGGACCCACACUCCCACCCCAGAUGUGUGGAACCCCUCCUGCCCUCAGCCUCGGCACCUCCUCUACCUCUGGGGUGCCCACAAGCUAGAAGCUCUGAAUGCCCAAGCGGGGCUGAGACAGCCUCUCCAAGGGGGACUCAGCCCAAAUCCAUCUGCCAGAAAGGACACAGGAGGCUUCUCCCUGGCCCUCCCUGCCUCCAAAGCACCCAUCCCUGGGAGAGUGUGCCUUGACAACCCCAGCCCCAAAGCCCAGACCUGGCCCAAAGGCAGUGUCACAGCAGCCAAAAUCUUUUGGGCGGUAGAGGCCGGCUCCGGCCAGAGCACUCAUGCAAUUUGUGGUGCCGGCCAGGGCUGCUGGAAACCAGUGCCUAAUGCUGUAGAUUAUGAGGGGCCUCCCAGUGACCUGCUGUGUGACCUUGGGCGAGCAACCCUCUCUGGGCUUUGGUUCCCUCAUCUGAAAAAUGAAGGUGUGGAAAUGUAGUGAAAAAGCUCCUAUCACCUCCUGGGUAAUGGCAAGAGCGUUUCCAAGAGACAACCACUCCUUCCAGGUGGGGCAAUGGCCCUGGGGGUGGGGGGCGGUGGAUACCCCCUGCUCCAGCCCUUCUCCUUCUGCAUAUUAGAGCAGAUGCUCAGCAGGACAUCAGAGAAAAAAGGCAAAAAACCCACUGGCCUGACUCAACCUUGGUUCUGGGACUCCCCCGGGAAGCAGAGAGUUGUGCCCCUGCCACAGAAGCCCUCAGGGGGAAUUGGAGACUUUGACCCUUUCUAGAAGUCUGUGGGAGGGAACCACUCCCUACAGGGAGUCUGGCCAUCUCCCUUCCACCCGAGGCCUCACCUCUGUUGAGAUGACCCGUGGCACAGCCCCUGUCUUCCCAGGCAGGGGCUGGUCCAACAUAGGCCUUUCUGCAACCCAGGGGCUGAGGCUGGUCAGGGGUACAGCCUCCUCUCUGGUCCUGGCUGCCCAACCCCCACAACCAUCCAACUUCCCCUGCACAAGGCAUUAGUCAUUUUGAUCUCUGCGUCCAAGUAGCUCAAUUGGUCAGGACCGGGCUGCGGUGAGGCCAAAGUCAGGGGUUACCAUAGCAACUCACCACGCUUUGUGGCUGCUUGUUGAUAUCCACAGGGGCAGGGGGCAUGCCCUCUCACUCACCAAGUAUCUGGCAACUGGCACAGUAUCUGGCCCACAGUAGAUACUUAAUAAAUGGUUGUUGCCUAAAUGAAUGCAUGACCGACCCAUUGUAGCUAGUUAGAGCCAGUGAUUACUGAGCACCUACUGUGUGCCAGGGACUGUUCUAAGCCCUGACACGUCACAAGGUCAUUUACUACUCGAAGUAACCUUCCAGCGUGGGUACCGUUAUCAUCUUCUUCUUACCAACAGGACUCUGAGAGUCAGUAACUUAGAAUCACACAGCUAGUAAAUGACCCAGCAGGAUUGGAACCCAGGGUGUCUGCUUGUAACCAAUGAGUCUUGCCUUUUGGUUGAUAGUUUCACGGAAGAGAUGGCAUUGAUGGCCCCUAGUGGAGUCCGUAGCCAGGCAGUCUAUAUGGGUCAAACAACAUCACCUCCAGCUUUCCCGAUGGGGGCUCUGGAGGUGUUCCUCAGAUUGGUUUAUUGACUCAUGGGACCAGAAGUCCCUGGGUAGGGCUGACUUUGGGCAUGUCUCCAGGGGCUCAGUGCUGUCAGGACUCAGGAGAGUUUCUCUCUCCCCUCACUUUGAGGCAGACCUCUCUGCCACGGGGCUGCUCACACCUGCCCCCUGCUGCUCGUAACGUAACCUUUCCAGCUCCCAUUCAAGUAGACAGACAGGUGUUCUUUGCCCAGAAGUCCUGGAAGGGUCCAGGAAUUGGGUCUCUCUGGCAGUGACUGGGUGAGCCUGAACCAAGGAAAUGGUGCUCUAUUUGGCCAGCUGUGGGUCAUGGCCAGACUCUGAGCCAGGGGUAUACCAGCCCCAGCCAAGCCAUAGGGUUUGGGAGUCGGGAGGUCGGCUUCUGCAGGGCAGAUGGGGGGAUACAAUGAGCAGGAGCAAGGGGUCCAGUACACCUUCUUGUGGAAGGACAACACUCAUCUUCCAGUCAUGCCACGUGGAAACAGCCAGGAGAGCCAGGCCUGCCUGUAUCAGGCAGCCCUCCAGAGCUAAUCCUGCAGACCUUAUCAGGUCAUUUACUGAUGCCUUACCACCGCGCCCCCCAACCCCCCACCCAUCUCCCCAAGAAAAAAAAGAUAGAAUGGACUUUUCAGGGUUGAACUAAAAUCUCUGCCUUCAAGGAGAUUGUAGUUCAAAGAGGCAAAAUGCUCAGCCACCAAAGUCCAGCAGGUUGUCAACAGACUGACUUUGGAAACUUUUCUAGACGAUAGAUAGAGAGAUAGACUGUGAUAUGAGAGGAAAGGAAGCCCUUUGCUAGGUCAUGGUUGCUAGUGAUACUUCACAGGUGCGAGAGGCCAGCUCUCCCUCCCCUCCAGCUGCGGGCAGGGGAGCAGAACAGAGAUGAUAUUGGGUCCUUCCAAGGUGGUUGGUGAGGGGGGUCUUCCUUUUAGUGCUCCCACAGCCCAGCAAGCAGUGGCCCCUCUCACAGGCCUGGUAGCAGGUCACCAUGGGGAGCUGGGGCCAGUGUGACUGUAAAGGGCAGCGUGACCUUCAUGCAGGCAGGCAGUCCUGCCAGACACACCCACAUGGCGUCUGUCCACCCUUGGCUGCACGGCCCGUGUUCUUACAUCUCAGAUGCCAAAGAAUUAAGAGUCUGACCUGGCCUCUCCGGGCCACUUCCCUAUGAGCACACAGCAGAGGAGACGGGGUCCUUAAGGGAUGGCAAGACACAAGAUUGUUCUCUGGGGCCGGACUGAGAAAUGCCUGAAGGAGACGACGGAGGAGAUCCGGCAGAUGGGCACUGAGUGCCAUUACUUCAUCUGUGAUGUGGGCAACCGGGAGGAGGUGUACCAGACGGCCAAGGCCGUCCGGGAGAAGGUGGGUGACAUCACCAUCCUGGUGAACAAUGCCGCCGUGGUCCAUGGGAAGAGCCUAAUGGACAGUGAUGAUGAUGCCCUCCUCAAGUCCCAACACAUCAACACCCUGGGCCAGUUCUGGACCACCAAGGCCUUCCUGCCGCGUAUGCUGGAGCUGCAGAAUGGCCACAUCGUGUGCCUCAACUCCGUGCUGGCACUGUCUGCCAUCCCCGGUGCCAUCGACUACUGCACAUCCAAAGCGUCAGCCUUCGCCUUCAUGGAGAGCCUGACCCUGGGGCUGCUGGACUGUCCGGGAGUCAGCGCCACCACAGUGCUGCCCUUCCACACCAGCACCGAGAUGUUCCAGGGCAUGAGAGUCAGGUUUCCCAACCUCUUUCCCCCACUGAAGCCGGAGACGGUGGCCCGGAGGACAGUGGAAGCUGUGCAGCUCAACCAGGCCCUCCUCCUCCUCCCAUGGACAAUGCAUGCCCUCGUUAUCUUGAAAAGCAUACUUCCACAGGCUGCACUCGAGGAGAUCCACAAAUUCUCAGGAACCUACACCUGCAUGAACACUUUCAAAGGGCGGACAUAGAGACAGGAUGAAGACAUGCUUGAGGAGCCACGGAGUUUGGGGGCCACAGCACCUGGGCACACACCCGAGCACCUGUCCAUUGGCAUGCUUCUGCUGGGUGAGCAGGACAGCUCCUGUCCCCAGCGAAGAAUCCGGCUGCCCCUGGGCCAGUCCCAGGACCUUUGCACAGGACUGAUGGGUAUAACUGACCCCCACAGGGAGGCAGGAAAACAGCCAGAAGCCACCUUGACACUUUUGAACAUUUCCAGUUCUGUAGAGUUUAUUGUCAAUUGCUUCUCAAGUCUAACCAGCCUCAGCAGUGUGCAUAGACCAUUUCCAGGAGGGUCUGUCCCCAGAUGCUCUGCCUCCCGUUCCAAAACCCACUCAUCCUCAGCUUGCACAAACUGGUUGAACGGCAGGAAUGAAAAAUAAAGAGAGAUGGCUUUUGUGA